GGGUCCAUGGUGAUGCUUCUCAAUGCAAUAACCACAAAAAUCCAAUACUCACCAAACACUUCGACAAAGAAAAAGCUAGUAUUCUACUUGCAACCUUCAUGGAGAAGAACAAAACAGAUGCAAAUUGCGAUGAAAUUAACGAUGAAAUGAAAUGGGUUCUUGAUUCUUCUUUAGAUCACAAAGGAAGAGUUCCGCUGAGAGCUUCAACUGGUUCGUGGAGAUCUUCUCUUUUCAUUAUCGCAAUUGAAUUUAGUGAGAGAUUGAGCUACUUCGGAAUAGCAACUAGUUUGGUUCUUUACCUUACAAAAGUUAUUCAUCAAGACCUUAAGACAGCAGUUAAGAAUGUGAACUACUGGUCUGGUGUUACCACCUUGAUGCCAUUGUUAGGAGGAUUCCUAGCUGAUGCUUACUUGGGCCGUUACUGCACUGUGAUAGCAUCAUGCAUUGUUUAUCUCAUGGGUUUGGUUCUGCUUUCUCUGUCAUGGUUCUUACCAGGGUUGAAGCCAUGUGAUCAUGGUGCUACAUGCAUCGAACCUAGGAGGAUUCACGAAGUGGCUUUCUUCCUAGGGAUCUAUCUGAUAUCCAUAGGUACAGGGGGGCAUAAACCUUCCUUGGAAAGCUUUGGUGCUGAUCAAUUUGAUGAUAACAAUGCUAAAGAAAGAAGGCAAAAAAUGUCCUUUUUCAACUGGUGGAACAGUGGGUUGUGCAGUGGAAUCAUUCUGGGAGUGACUGUGAUUGUGUAUGCACAAGAACGUAUCAAUUGGGGGGCUGCUUAUAUCAUCCUCACAGUUGUCAUGGCUAUCUCUUUGCUCAUUUUCUUGAUAGGAAGGCCUUAUUAUCGUUAUACGACACCAACUGGGAGCCCCUUGACUCCCAUGUUGCAGGUUCUUGUUGCUGCUAUUUCCAAAAGAAAGCUUCCAUAUCCUUCCAGUUCAACUCAAUUGUAUGAACUUUCCAAGGCUGAAAGCAAUGGUGAAAGAUUUCUUGUUCACACCAAGAAACUCAAAUUUCUUGACAAGGCAGCAAUCACUGAAAAUGAAGGGAACUUAGAAGAGAAACAGAGUCCGUGGAGACUUGCAACAGUGACUAAGGUCGAAGAACUGAAGCUUAUCAUCAACAUGAUCCCCAUUUGGGUGUUCACUUUACCAUUUGGAAUCUGUGCUGCACAAACCUCCACUUUCUUCAUCAAGCAAGGUGCCAUCAUGAACAGAAAAUUAGGCAAUGGGUUUGAGGUCCCUCCAGCUUCAAUUUUCACUCUUGCUGCUCUUGGGAUGAUAUCUGCAGUGAUUCUGUAUGACAAUGUCCUUGUGCCAACCCUAAGAAAGCUAACAGGAAAUGAAAGAGGAAUCAACAUCCUCCAAAGGAUUGGUAUUGGAAUGGUUUUCUCAGUUCUCUCAAUGAUAGUAGCAGCUUUGGUAGAAAGAAAGAGGCUUGAUGCUGUUGAGAUGAAUGGACCAAUAAAGGGUUCUUUAUCAAUGAGUGUCUUUUGGUUGGGCCCACAAUUUAUAAUCAUUGGAGUUGGUGAUGGGUUUGCUCUUGUGGGCUUGCAAGAGUAUUUCUAUGACCAAGUGCCAGACUCAAUGAGAAGCUUGGGAAUAGCACUCUACCUUAGUGUGAUUGGGGCUGCAAGUUUUCUAAGCAGUGUGUUGAUAACGAUUGUUGAUCAUGUGACAAGUAAGAGUGGGAAGAGUUGGUUUGGUAAGGAUUUGAAUUCUAGCCGCUUGGACAAAUUCUUUUGGCUUCUGGCAUUGAUCACCACAUUGAACUUGUUCAUGUUUGUGUUCUUUGCUCGCAAGUAUAACUACAAGAAUGUACAGAAGUUGGCCGUGGCUGAUUGUUAUGAAGACAAAAGUGAUGAUGGUAAAGCAGAUGUUAGAGUCUGAACUCGUGAAAAUUAAUUCUAUUCAGCACAAGUCACCACCAAGGUUUCUUCAACCGAUGAACAAAAUAUACUUAUUAUUUCUACUGUUAGAAUCCUUAAAUUUCAUCUUAAGCUUCAACUAGCUUAUGAUCCUAGCCCAAGAGUUUUAGUUUUUGUUUUAGUUGUUUAUGGUAUCAUGUAAUAUGACAUAAGAUUAUGUGUGUAAUUUCCAUUUCAAAAAGUUGUCAUUCACGUUUCACAUAUUA
Vigna angularis (adzuki bean) is the source of this 2127-nucleotide messenger RNA. Its product is annotated as protein NRT1/ PTR FAMILY 5.6. Gene Ontology annotation, biological process: dipeptide transport; transmembrane transport. Gene Ontology annotation, molecular function: dipeptide transmembrane transporter activity; tripeptide transmembrane transporter activity. The coding region runs from base 99 to 1883 and encodes 594 amino acids. Lineage: Eukaryota; Viridiplantae; Streptophyta; Magnoliopsida; Fabales; Fabaceae. The transcript has 4 exons. Gene Ontology annotation, cellular component: membrane. The record is from RefSeq and is a predicted model, not a curated record.